UUCUGUUACAUACAUACAAACAUUCUUUUGUUUAAACUUGUUGUAACUAAAGAGAAAUGAGGACCUGGGCUCUCCUUUUUUUGUUGCUUCUUUUCUUGUUUGAUGAUCAUGGGAUAAAUCUUCCUCAGGUUUCAGCAAGCAAUGAGUUCAUCAAAAGCAGAGGAGGGCACUUCAUGUUGAAUGGUGAUUUUUAUUAUGCAAAUGGUUUCAAUGCUUAUUGGCUCAUGGAUGUGGCUUCUGAUUUAUCUCAGAGAAAUAAGGUGUCCUCUGUUUUUCGAGAAGCGGUGUCGAAUGGCCUCACGCUUGCCAGAACCUGGGCUUUUAGUGAUGGUGGAUAUCAGGCUUUGCAGGUUUCUCCAGGGGUUUAUGAUGAGCGAGUGUUUCAGGGUUUGGAUUUUGUGAUACAUGAAGCUAAAAGACACGGGAUUAAGCUGAUAUUGAGCCUAGUGAAUAAUUACGAAGAUUAUGGAGGGAAAAAUCAGUAUGUAAAGUGGGCAAGAGAUCAGGGACAGAACAUAACGUCGGAUGAUGAUUUCUUUUCGAAUCCUUUGGUGAAGGGAUUCUACAAGAAACACGUAAACACUAUUCUUACAAGGCGGAACAGCUUCACAGGAGUUCCGUAUAAGGAUGAUAACACAAUAAUGGCGUGGGAGCUCAUAAACGAGCCUAGAUGCACUUCAGACCCAUCCGGAAGGACUCUACAGGCUUGGAUCAAAGAGAUGGCCUCUUAUGUAAAGUCUGUAGACAAAAAGCAUUUAUUGGAAGUUGGUUUGGAAGGAUUUUACGGACAGUCCGCACCCGAGGACAAGCAAUUCAAUUUGAACUUUAAAACAGGAACAGAUUUUGUAGCAAAUAAUCAAAUCCCAGGCAUCGAUUUUGCAACAAUUCACAUGUAUCCUGAUCAAUGGUUACCAGGUUCUGAUGAAAAAACCCAACAAACAUUUUCGGAGAAAUGGAUUGGCAAGCACAUUCAAGACGCAGAGACAAUUCUCCAAAAGCCGCUCUUAGUCACUGAGUUCGGAUGGGAAAGAUCUGGUUUUGAUAGAAAAACGAGAGAGCGUCUAUUUGAUACAGUUUUUUCAGACAUUUACUUGUCAGCAAGGCGUGGAGGUGCUGCUGCAGGUGGCAUGUUUUGGCAACUACUCACAGAAGGAUUGGACUCCUAUCGUGAUGGUUAUGAAAUAGUGUUUAGUGAAAGCCCUUCUAUCGCGUCUUUGAUUUCUGAUCAGUCGAAACAAUUGGUUCAGAUCAGAGAAAAGUAUAGCAGGCAGAGGCAUAUGAAGAAGGGAGGCCAAACAAGGGACAAAGUUGAGAUCAGACAAGUAUAUUCCAGGCAGAGGCAUAUAAGAAAGAUAAUGAAACUAUGAACAAUAAACUCGGAAAUUGUUAGUGUAGACUGAGUGUAACGUAAUUUUUACUUAGAUUGUAAAUAGAAAAUCUUUAGUUUUGUAGAAGAAAAACAAUCAAGAAUUUAAGUGAGAGCCAAAGCUGGCUAACUGCUAACAACAUGGUGUCGACCCAAGGUUUGAACGAGAAUGACACUGAAUUCUAUCAAGGAAAAGAGAAAAACUUGCAUCUU
Messenger RNA from Daucus carota subsp. sativus, 1579 nucleotides. Its product is annotated as mannan endo-1,4-beta-mannosidase 7. The coding region runs from base 57 to 1367 and encodes 436 amino acids. Gene Ontology annotation, molecular function: mannan endo-1,4-beta-mannosidase activity. The record is from RefSeq and is a predicted model, not a curated record. NCBI's taxonomy places the organism in Eukaryota, Viridiplantae, Streptophyta, Magnoliopsida, Apiales, Apiaceae. The transcript has 5 exons.